Messenger RNA from Apiotrichum porosum, 4929 nucleotides. RefSeq lists its product as uncharacterized. Gene Ontology annotation, molecular function: ATP binding; RNA binding. The transcript is spliced from 4 exons. The coding region runs from base 1 to 4929 and encodes 1642 amino acids. Gene Ontology annotation, cellular component: intracellular anatomical structure. The record is from RefSeq and is a predicted model, not a curated record. NCBI's taxonomy places the organism in Eukaryota, Fungi, Basidiomycota, Tremellomycetes, Trichosporonales, Trichosporonaceae.
AUGGCUCCAGCCCAUGGCCACACCGGUCCAACGUCCAUCUCGGCACAACAACGGUGGCAGCGGCCCCGGUGGGUGGGUCUCGGUGACGUCAUUGUCAACACGUGGCAAGAGCAAAACAAUCUGCCUCCGUGCUUCCUCCUGCUCGGUGCCCUCGAAAGCGCGGUCAGACCAAACAUCAACGUGUUCCGUCUCAGCUUAGAGCCAGCGCGCAGGCUACGUGCCUCGUCGCAAACCCUCUCGCGUGCUCGCUCAUUCACCACUUCCACACCCACGACCGCCAAGGAGAUCCCGAUCAGUUCCCUCCCUUCCGUCAACAACGUCCGUGUCGACACAUUCAAUAGCCUUCCCACUGCCUCAGUCUCGCACACCACCUCUGCCGGCGGUCUCUACAACUCGGCGGCCACUGCCUCAACUGUUGCAUCUGGUCUCCUCACCCGCGCGUCGUUUGCAGCGUCUCUCACGGCGCUCGUUUCAUCGUCUGCCUCCACCCUCGCAUAUUCACCUGCGCCUAUCUCCCUCCCCGCGAACGUUUCCGCGGGCAGCGAGCUCAUGCCCAGCGCCCAGACACCGCGCUUCCCCUCCACCCCCGUCUCGGCGGCCUACGACAACUCUUCGCGCGAGCACCUAUCAGCUCGGCGCCCUCCUUCUCCUCAUCCUUUCUCCUCGUCCUCUUCGUCUUCUGUGCUCUCUGCAGCAACCCAUCGGCCCUCUGUCGACUCCCUAGUUCACCCCGAUCGUCGUGCAUACGUCACUCUUUCUGGCGAGCAGCAGCAAGCGCAACAGAAACGACUGGCCUCGAUCCCCAUUCCCAAGUCGGCGAGCUCGGAACUCCCAUUUGGGUUCCCUAACUACAAGCGUAGUCUGGCGGCCUCACCUCAAAGGGCGAACAACAGCAGCAACAACCGCUACAACAACACCAACAGCCAGCCUGUCGCCAAGCGCGCCAGAUCUGAGAACAACCAACAGGAAUCUAUGACAAGUGGUGGACGUCGUCGCCCCAACGGGGCCAAAACUCAUGCGGCCACCCCACGCGGUCCUCCUCGCCCUACUCCAGGCCAAAAGCAGCUGCCUGGUCCUCUGCGCUCGCACGACUACAUUCUGAACGAGUUCAACCGCGUGCCUGUCAAGGAGCAAUGGGUGGCCAACCCCAAGGCCCCUCUGUCCAACUACCUCGGUGGAGGCGGUGGAGGUGCCAGCAUUGAGGGCAGUGUGUUCAAGUCCGAGGAAGGUAUGGUGGACGGCAAGAAGGUCUUUCGUGUGACGGUCGUUGCCAACACUGUGCUGGACAUUAUCGGUGUGGGAGACGCGUCGUCGCGCAAGGAGGCGGAGAAGCUCGCAGCACUGAGCGCAGUGCUCCAGCUCGCCGCCGCUGGUCAGCUUGACAAGAAGGCUGCCGCCGCGGCACAGGCCACAGGGGCUUCGGUCGUUCCGGGUGUCACCGCAGCGCCAGCUCCUGCAGUUGCCGAGUCUGUCAAGUUGUCCGAUGGCACGACGAUCUCCUACGACAGGGCACGCCAGUUCAUGGAGUACUACUGCGUCCGAUUCAAGUUUGGCAAGCCCGAGAUUGAGUACUCUACGUCAUCGACUCCCAAGGCCCCACAGCAACGUCGCAAAAAGGGCGGUGGUGGUGGUGGUACCACCGCCAUGUGGGAGGCCGUGAUGUCUGUUGGCGGUCGCAAGAUUGGCAUGGGUACGGCGCCAAGCAAGAAGAAUGCGCAGAUUCGGGCCUACCUUGACGUCACGCAAUACCUCGAGAGCUGUGAUCAACAGUUGUGGGCCGACUUUGCCGAGUACACCAAAAAGGACCCCUAUGGCAACGCAAGCUUUGGCCUUGCUCCGCACCUCGUCUUCCAAAUGUCUGACGCCCUCAACGAGGACAUUCAGGGCCUCUGUGGUGACAUCCGUCACUCUCUCCUGCACUUCAACGCCCCCCCAGCCAACCAGGCCAUGGCAGCCUUGCCCCACGCCCCAUCAUGGAGCGCCGGUCGCCGGUUCUUUGGCCAGUCCGAUCUGAAGCAAAAGUCGACAUGGCUGCAGAACAAGCUGCUAGAGUACGAAAGCGACCCAAAGCUCGAAUCCAUGCGCAAGACCCGCGCAGCCCUGCCCGUGUACUCCAAGUCGAGCGAUAUCCUUGCCAAGAUUGAGGUGAACGACGUGACGAUCAUCAUGGCUGCGACCGGUUCGGGCAAGACGACCCAGAUCCCGCAGCUCAUUUUUGACGACUACAUCAACCGUGGGCAAGGUGCUCAGUGCAACAUUGUGUGCACCCAGCCCCGCCGUCUGGCCGCCACGUCCGUCGCUGAGCGUGUCGCCGAUGAGCGUGGAGACCGCAUUGGCGAGCAGGUCGGCUACCACGUCCGCUUUGACGCAAAGCAUCCCAAGCCCAACGGCAGCAUAACGUUCUGCACCACGGGUAUCUUCCUCAAGAGGAUGCAGUCGUCGCUCGGCCAGAAUGCCGACCCAGACUCGAUCGCGUCCAUGGACCAGGUCUCGCACAUUGUCGUUGACGAGGUGCACGAGCGUGACAUUGACACCGACCUGUUGCUUGUCGUGCUCAAGCGUCUCAUUGCGGACCGCAAGGCUCGCAAAAAGCCACUCAAGGUCAUUCUCAUGUCCGCCACCAUCGACCCUACCCUCUUCCAGUCGUACUUUGCCGACGUCCGCGGACGUCCCGCACCCGUGGCCGAGAUCCCAGGCCGUACAUUCCCUGUCAAGCGACACUUGCUCGAUGACUAUGUGGGCGACCUGACUAGUCUUCCAGUGUCAAUGGGCGGUUGGGUGUUCCAAGACGCAAAGGUGAAACAGUAUCUGGAGCAGGAGCUCGGCACCAACCCCGACCACUUUGACAGCAAGAACGUCGCCACUGCCGAGCUGGAGAUUCCCUACCCGCUGGUGGCACUCGCCAUCUCCCAUGUGCUCCGCCAGACCGACGACGGCCACGUGCUCGUCUUCCUUCCUGGAUGGGACGAGAUUAAGAAGGUGUCUGACAUUCUUCUGGACGCGGCCCGCACCCGUCCCCUGUACGAUACCGACUUUAACGACACGACAAAGUAUAGCGUUCACUACCUGCAUUCGUCCAUUCCCGCCUCUGAGCAAAAGGAGGUGUUCCGCCCGCCUCCCAAGGGUGUGCGCCGCAUCAUCUUGGCCACCAACAUUGCCGAGACCAGUGUGACCAUCCCCGAUGUGGUCUAUGUUGUCGACUCUGGCCGUGUCAAGGAGAACCGUUACGACCCUGACCGUCACAUGUCGUCACUCGUGUCUGCUUGGGUGGGCUCGUCCAACAUUGGCCAGCGUGCUGGUCGUGCGGGCCGUCACCGUCCCGGAGAGUACUAUUGUCUGGCGUCCAAGCGCCGUUUCGAGUCGCUGGACCCGCACCAGCUGGUCGAGAUGAAGCGCUCCGACCUCUCCAACGUGGUCAUGCACGUCAAGGCGCUCAACCUUGGCGAGGUCGAGGAGGUGCUGGGCCAGACCAUCGAGCCCCCAGGAAUCGACCGUGUCGUCGCUGCACUGGAAACGCUGCACAUGCUGGGUGCCUUGGAUUCGAACAAGAACCUCACCCCGCUGGGCCGUGUGCUCUUGCAGCUCCCGACCGACCCUGCCAUUGGCAAACUUUGUCUCAUGGGCUCGUUCUUCCGCUGCCUCGAUUCGGCUCUCACGCUCGCUGCCAUCCUGUCCAGCCGCGACCCCUUCAUGUCUCCCAUUCUCCUCAAGCAACAGGCCAACCAAAUCAAGGACUCGUGGUCGCCCCGUGCCUUCCGCUCAGACCCGCUGGCCACUGUCGCCGCGUACAACGUGUGGUCUAGCAUGGACGACCGCGGCGAGUUUGCCUCGGCCAACAGGUUUUGCAAUGAAAACUUCCUGUCAAAGGCCACGCUCCUUUCCAUCAAGCAGAUCAAGAGCUCGCUCUUGCAGUCGCUUGACCAGGCCGGCGUCAUUGCCGUUUCGGCGGGUGGUGGCGCGGGCCGCAUCUACCGCAGGCAGUCGGAGGUGCCCAUGGCCCUCCGUGAGAAUGACAACUCGCUGCCCCUGCUCGCGGCGCUCAUUGCCAUGACUGUGGCGCCCAACUUUGGUAUCAAGACGACCGAAAAGACCUGCCGUACCGCCCAGGACAAGCACGUGUUCAUCCACUCUGCGUCGGUCAACUCGAACAAGCGCGACGUCGGCGGUCCCGAGAUGCCGUCGGCGUCGUUCAACCCUGCCGAGAAGCGUCUGUACGCCUUCGGCGAAAAGCACCGCAACGUCGCCCCCGGCGGCACCACUGCCAUCACGCAGAUCCGCAACGUGACGCGUAUCGACCCGCUCACGUACCUGCUGUUUGGUGCUUACGACGUGGCCGUGACGUCGCGCGGUCUCGAGUGCGACCGCUGGCUGCCGAUCACGGGCGACCUGCACGCGCUCGACGACGUGCAGCGCCUCAAGACGCUGCUCGACAUGUGCAUGCUGCGCGUGUACGAAGGUGUGGGCAAGUCGCUCCUGCGCGGCCGCGACGAGCGGCACGCGGCGUCCCGCAGCGUCGUGGACGUGCGCCAGGGCUCGAGCCGCAUCCGCGCCGGCCAGACCCUCGACGAGGACAAGGAGAACGAGUCGGACGACGAGGACGACGCCGCAGACACCGUCACGGCCAACGGCGGCCAGCCGGGCGUGAGCGGCACGGCGCGCUUCCAGGCCGAGCUCACGCAGCGCGCCAACCGCAAAGUGGAGCCGCUGUCGGGCGACGAGAUCCGCGAGCUGCAGAUGCUCACGACCGACGUGGUCAAGAUCCUCGAGGCGUACGCGCACGAGCGCGAGGGCUCCAACAGCACGUACUCGAGCAGGCCGGCGACCCCGAGCAACGUGUACCGCCCGCCGCCUGCGAGGGGUGCUGGCGGCGGUGGUGGUGGUGGCGGCGGUGGUGGUGGUGGCGGCGGUGGUGGUGGUGCGAGGUGGUGA